Pseudomyrmex gracilis is the source of this 820-nucleotide messenger RNA. RefSeq names its product elongin-C (gene EloC). The transcript is spliced from 5 exons. Gene Ontology annotation, molecular function: protein-macromolecule adaptor activity. Gene Ontology annotation, cellular component: elongin complex. NCBI's taxonomy places the organism in Eukaryota, Metazoa, Arthropoda, Insecta, Hymenoptera, Formicidae. The record is from RefSeq and is a predicted model, not a curated record. Bases 199 to 636 code for a protein of 145 amino acids. Gene Ontology annotation, biological process: ubiquitin-dependent protein catabolic process.
UUAAAUGCGGAUGCCUUUGGAAGUCGUAUCUGCACCAACUGUACCAAACUAAAUUUUUGAUCGACACUAUUGUGGGUACAUAAUAGCAUUUUGCGUUUGCUGUGGAACUUUGCUGUGAUCCUACAUAAAGUCUGAUUUAUUUAACUAAAUUUAACCGCUUACGCUACUGCUUAAGAUAUUUUCACAAUAAUAACAAAUAUGUCAUCUGAUGUAAAUAUGCAGGCUGAAAAGCCCGAUGAAGAAACAACUGUCAAUAAAACUGAAGAAGAAGAAGGCAGAUCAUCUAAAGACUUGCAUGCGCAAGACAAUGGUCCUGUUUAUGGAGGUUGCGAGGGACCUAAUGCGAUGUAUGUGAAACUUGUCAGUAGUGACGGGCACGAGUUUAUUGUUAAGCGAGAACAUGCAUUGACAAGUGGUACUAUUAAAGCAAUGCUGAGUGGACCUGGUCAGUUUGCAGAGAAUGAGGCAAACGAAGUUAAUUUCAGGGAAAUUCCGUCUCAUGUGCUGCAAAAAGUUUGCAUGUAUUUCACCUACAAAGUACGUUAUACAAACAGCAGCACCGAAAUCCCCGAGUUUCCAAUUGCACCGGAAAUUGCUCUAGAACUAUUGAUGGCUGGCAAUUUCUUGGAUUGUUAAAUAUCCGUAUAAGAAAUAUACAUAUAUUGACAAUUCAAGGAUCGGCGCAGCUUUAAUUAUUUACGAUGCUGCGUGUAUCUUGUGUGUAUCGUGAUAAUUGAGAUCAUAUUUGAAAACACGAUUAUUGAUCGCUUUGGACUCGUACUUGUGACAGACAUUUAAUCCAAAAAAAAAAAAAAAAAAA